ACUCAGAAAGAAAAUAUUACAAAAUUCUUAGCAGACAAUACAAAUUUUUCUCUCCUUUUUCUAAAAUAUUUUGCACAAGUGUUGAGCUGUAGGUUUUCACCUCUAAACUAGAUACCAAAGUUAUUUUUAACAGAAGUCAAAAUGUUAGUGUGAGAUGUUUUUUUUUCCCCCCUCAAAAAAGUAUUUAGGUUUUCAUACAGAAAAGAAAAGCAGACUAAUCACUCUCUCCAGCAAUCUCUAUGCAGGGCUGCACAGUCCAAUAAAGGUGAGGAGUUAACAGAAAACACUUUUGGUACCAGCUCUAAGUGUAUUCAAUACAAAGAAGAAAAAUGAACUCAGAAUUGUGUGAGUCAAUCAUGUCCGCUUUAGGCCAUCUCAAUUUGCAUGCCAGCAAAGAAAAUAUAAUUGCUGCCAAAAUUACUUAUGAAGAUAAGCAAUUACAGCAAUAUUGCUAUUGCUGAGAAUAGUGACGUAGCUGGACAGCGAUCCAAACUUACUACUAUCAAUAGGAAGUCUUUUAUUUUAGAAAGGUGCACAACAGUAGUAGUCCAUCGAUAACGCUUGUUUGUUUUUAGUUUUUACUAAAUGAGUUAAUGUUUCCCCAUACUUAUCCAGCAACUUACUUAAGCUAUUUUAUAAACUCAUAAAGGAUAUCCCUCUCUACCACUUGAACAUAUUAUUUUGUCUGAACAAUCUAAAGAUUUUUAACUGAAGAUGAAUCAAAGCCCACAACUUUGGAAUCUCAACUUAAAGUUCUGUGGUGAUCAGUGGUAGCAUUUUGAACCCAUCUAUAGAUUGCACCAUUCCUUGCUGAGAACAGCAGCACCACUGUGUACUGCAAACCCAUGACCACUGGGGAAAAAAGACCUCUUUUUUAAUUUACACUGAAAAUGAAGUUUAUAAAUGUCCACUACAAAACCUGCUUUUUAUUUCAUUUGAGAGCUGUUUCCACAUUAUAUGCUUGCAACACAAUACAACAGAAAUGAUGAUCUUCAGCAGUGAUGAUUUGUGAGCAUGGAAGAGAUGGCCGGGUGCUUGUAACAGGAGGAAAAUCGAAUCAUCUUCAUUUGUGGUGUCUGGAAUCAAAACAGCUGUUAAGAAUAAUCCAGAUGCCUACAAAAGUACGAGCUGUUCGCCAUCUGGAAUUCCUUCCUGAUAGUUUUGAUGGUGGUUCUAAUCAGGUUCUUGGAGUGCUAAGUCAAGAUAAUAUUAUGAGAUUUAUCAAUAUACAGACGUGCAAACAUCUGUUUGACAUUGGGAAUCAUGAGGAGGGAAUCAACACAGCAGCUAUUAGCCCAAAUGGACGGUAUAUUGCAUCAGUAAUGCAAAAUGGUAGCCUCAACAUAUACAGUGUCCAGGCUUUAACGCAGGAAGUAAAUAAGCCACCACCACCCUUGGUUAAAGUAGUUGAAGAUUUGUCAAAAGGCAAGUUGGGAGCAAGUAAACUUACAAUGAGAGUAAUAUCAGGAAGGUCAGAGAGGCCUUGGAAAUCGAGAGGAAGUAAAACUCAGACCAGAGUGCUAAAACCACAAGUGAACACAUCACUUGAAAAUAAAGAGAAUGAGUUGCCAGAUGGAUUAAACAAGAAACGUCUACAAGCCUUACUGAAAGGAUUUGGAGAAUAUCCAGCAAAAUACAGGAUGUUUGUUUGGCGUGCCUUACUACAAGUUCCUGAAAACCACUUAGCAUUUAGUAGCCUAAUAGAUAAAGGUAUCCAUUCUGCAUUUGUGCACCUAAAGGACGAAUACCCCAUGAAAAGUAAGAAACUGUUGAGAGUCUUACAAAGGACCUUAUCUGCUUUAGCUCACUGGUCUGCUAUCUUUGGUGAGACACCAUACAUUCCUCUGCUAGCAUUCCCAUUUGUAAAAUUAUUCCAGAACAACCAGCUAAUCUGCUUUGAAGUUGUUGCUACUGUAAUAGUUAAUUGGUGUCAACACUGGUUUGAGUAUUUUCCUAAUCCUCCAGUCAAUGUCCUUAGUGUGGUGGAAAAUAUCUUGGCACAUCAUGACAAGGAAUUGCUUCAACACUUAAUAAAUUGCAAUGUGACUUCACAGCUAUAUGCCUGGCCUCUUCUAGAAACGUUGUUCUCUGAGGUUCUGACAAGAGAAGAAUGGCUGAAAGUGUUUGAUAAUAUCUUUUCCAACCAUCCUUCAUACUUUCUCAUGAUGGUUGCUGCCUAUAUCAUAUGUUCCAGAGCUCCUUUGCUUCACUGUAAUCAAACAGAGGACUUUGAGUAUUUCUUCCAUCAUCGGAACAAUCUGGAUAUUAAUGUUGUGAUUAAAGAAGGCUAUCAUCUUAUGGAAGCUACUCCAGCAGACAUCCAUCCACAACGUAUGCUUGAUGACUUCAUACCACUCACAAAGGGCCAGUACCCAGUAUUUAAUAAAUACCCCAGGUUUAUUGUGGAUUAUCAGACUCAGGAGCGAGAGAGGAUCAGACAGGAUGAAAUAGAAUACUUACGAGAAAGACAGUUAGUUCAUGAAAUAGAAGCUAAAGCAGUACAGCGAAAAGUAGAAGAUGAGGCCUGGUACCGGAAGCAAGAGCUGCUUCGUGAGGCUGAAGAACAGAGGAGAAAAAUUCUGCUGCAAGAAGAGGAAAAAUUGGCAGAUCAAAGACAGAGACUAGCAGCUGUGAAAAGAGAGUUGAAAGUAAAGGAACUGCAGCUAUUGGAUGCUGCAAGAAGCCGUUUCCUGAAGCAUCAGCAGGAUCAGCGUCAAAUGGAGCUAAAACGUCUGGAUGAUGAAAUUGCAAGAAAGGUGUCCAUGAGAGAGCGAGAAACAGCUGCUACUGUUCAAGAUGUAGAAGUGCGGCAAAUAGAACUUGAAUCCCAAAGACAGCUUUUUGAACAGCAACUUGUCAAAGAUCAAGAGACAGUGACACAGGAAGUAAAAGGAGAGAUAGAUGCCAGUCGAAGAAGGGCUGAUCUUGAAGAACAUCUAGUUCAGAGGUUGAUAGAAGUUAAUCAGGAUGAGGACCGUAAAGCUCAGAUGCUGGCUGAAGAAAGUUUAGCAAAAGCUGAUCAGAAGUGCAUCGACACAGACUGGAGAAUCCAAGCCUUGUAUAAACAAAGAUGUGAUGAUCUAGACCGUGAGGCACAUUACGAAGAGAUAGCUAAACUUCUUCAUGACAACAGAGUAAAAGAAGCAGAGUUGCUAAAAGCAAUGAAGGAAGAGCAGGAUAAAAGGUGGGAAGAAGUUACAGAGAAAAGAGCUCAACUGGAAGCAGAGCAGCUAGCUGUCGCUGCUUUGGACGCAAGGAGGAAGCAGUUCUUAGAAGAUGAAAUGAACGAUGCAAUAGACCUCGCUGAAAAGCUACAAUGUGAAGAUGGCUAUUUUGAGAGAUUGCGUGAUUUGAAGACUGGGUGUGUACAGCAAGAUUUAAAAUUCCAGCAGGUGCCGAGGGAAGCUCAACCCAAGUCAGGAUAUGUCUGUCUAAAUGACUUAUCUACAGCAGAGUCCUCAGCACACUUUUCUUUAGAUAGAAGACGAGAAGAACUGGAAUGCAGAGAACGGGAACUGAUGGCAGAAGUCAGAGGGCUCAGGCAAAAACUUACUUCACAGGCCCGAGCUACAUAUCCGCUACCUCAUUUUCCAGACACAAAGUGGACCACUUAAGAAAGCACACUUUAUACUUUAGCAGUAACUUAUUAAUCACUGGAAUUCUAAAUAGUUAUGUUGUGAUCAAAGAAACUGAUUUUUAGAUUAUUUAUUAUAAAUGCUUUUGGAAAUACUUUUGUAUAUAAAAAUAAAAUACUAACUAGAAAUGUUAUAGUUGCACACUUCUGAUUGUUCUGUCCAUAAUGACACUUCAUUCUUGAUUUUUUAAAAAAAUAAACGUACUUUUUUUUAUUGCUGAA
Caretta caretta (loggerhead turtle) is the source of this 3856-nucleotide messenger RNA. It is a transcript of the gene TBC1D31, whose product is annotated as TBC1 domain family member 31. Gene Ontology annotation, cellular component: ciliary basal body. The record is from RefSeq and is a predicted model, not a curated record. NCBI's taxonomy places the organism in Eukaryota, Metazoa, Chordata, Testudines, Cheloniidae. Gene Ontology annotation, molecular function: protein binding. Gene Ontology annotation, biological process: cilium assembly.